AUGGUCGGACUCGGUCCCAAGCGUCCACCCUCCCGCAAGGGAUCCAUGGCCGAUGUGCCCCAGAAUCUCCUGCAGCAGAUCAAAGAGUUCGAGGAAAUGUUUACCGUGGACCGUGCUACUCUCAAGAAGGUUGUCGACCACUUCGUCAAGGAGCUGGAAAAGGGUCUCAGCGUUGAGGGUGGUAACAUCCCUAUGAACGUUACCUGGGUCAUGGGAUUUCCUGAUGGUGAUGAGCAGGGAACUUUCCUCGCCCUGGAUAUGGGUGGUACCAACUUGCGUGUUUGUGAAAUCACCUUGACCAAAGAGAAGGGUGGCUUCGACAUCACCCAGUCCAAGUACCGUAUGCCCGAGGAGCUCAGAACUGGCACUGCCGAGGAGCUCUGGGAGUACAUUGCCGACUGCUUGCAGCAAUUCAUCGAAUCCCAUCACGAGGGCGAGCAGCUCUCCAAGCUUCCCUUGGGUUUCACCUUCUCUUACCCCGCCACUCAGGAUUACAUCGACCAUGGUGUCCUGCAGCGCUGGACCAAGGGUUUCGACAUCGAUGGAGUGGAGGGUCACGACGUUGUUCCUCCUUUGGAGAAGAUUCUCAAGGAGAAGGGUCUGCCCAUCAAGGUGGCCGCCUUGAUCAACGAUACUACUGGAACCCUCAUUGCCUCCGCCUACACCGAUCCCGCUAUGAAAAUUGGCUGUAUUUUCGGUACGGGUGUCAACGCCGCCUACAUGGAAAACGCGGGCUCUAUUCCCAAGUUGGGUCACAUGAACCUGCCUGUCGAUAUGCCCGUGGCCAUCAACUGCGAAUAUGGCGCAUUCGACAAUGAGCAUAUUGUGCUCCCCCUCACCAAGUACGACCACAUCAUCGACCGGGACUCUCCUCGUCCGGGCCAGCAAGCUUUCGAGAAGAUGACCGCCGGUCUCUACCUGGGUGAGAUCUUCCGUCUCGCUUUGGUGGAUCUACUGGAGACUCAUCCUGGCCUCAUCUUCAACGGCCAAAACACUUCGGAGCUGCGCAAGCCCUACCUUUUGGACUCGUCCUUCUUGGCUGCCAUUGAGGAGGAUCCGUACGAAAACCUCCAAGAGACGGAGGAGCUCCUGGAGCGCAAGCUUAAGAUUAAGGCGACCCAGCCCGAGCUGGAGAUGAUUCGUCGCCUAGCAGAGCUUAUUGGUACCCGCGCCGCUCGUCUUUCGGCCUGCGGUGUUGCCGCCAUCUGCAAGAAGAAGAACAUCGAGUCGUGCCACGUGGGUGCCGAUGGUUCCGUGUUCACGAAGUAUCCCCACUUCAAAGCCCGUGGUGCUCAGGCACUGCGGGAGAUCCUCGACUGGGCUCCCGAGGAGCAGGACAAGGUCUCCAUUCAGGCUGCCGAGGAUGGUUCCGGUGUCGGUGCCGCCCUCAUCGCUGCCUUAACUCUGAAGCGCGUCAAGGCGGGUAAUCUCGUGGGUAUUCGCGACGCAAACGACAUGAAGACCCUUCUCUAA
This is a messenger RNA of Aspergillus homomorphus CBS 101889, 1473 nucleotides long. Its product is annotated as putative hexokinase Kxk. Bases 1 to 1473 code for a protein of 490 amino acids. Gene Ontology annotation, molecular function: fructokinase activity; glucokinase activity; ATP binding. Lineage: Eukaryota; Fungi; Ascomycota; Eurotiomycetes; Eurotiales; Aspergillaceae. The transcript is spliced from 5 exons. Gene Ontology annotation, cellular component: mitochondrion; cytosol. Gene Ontology annotation, biological process: glycolytic process; intracellular glucose homeostasis; glucose 6-phosphate metabolic process. The record is from RefSeq and is a predicted model, not a curated record.